Molecule: messenger RNA, 584 nt
Organism: Mercurialis annua (annual mercury)
Lineage: Eukaryota; Viridiplantae; Streptophyta; Magnoliopsida; Malpighiales; Euphorbiaceae
Exons: 4
Coding region: 77-430 (117 amino acids)
Source: RefSeq, a predicted model, not a curated record
CAACCUCAUCUUCAAAGUAAAAGAGAAAACAAGUCCAUAUAUGUUUUCUGCUUGGAAAACUGAAGCUAAUUAAAUUAUGGCUAUCUUAUGUGGUGGAAGCUCCAAUUUGAUGGCACCAACUCAAGCACUACCAGCUCCUAAAUUCAAUUGGGCAAUACAUAAAAGCUGCACUGAAACUAAAUCAACAAGUUUCAUACUAUUUGCUGCAAAAUCUGAUGGAUUCUCCCUCAAUUCUAUUUUAAAAGGAUGUAAAACAUGUGGAGGCAAAGGUGCAGUAGAAUGUGCAGGAUGCAAGGGUUCGGGAAAAAAUAAAAAGAACGGAAAUAUAUUUGAGCGAUGGAAAUGUUUUGACUGUCAAGGAUUUGGGCUCAAGAGCUGUCCAAACUGUGGUAAAGGAGGACUCACACCAGAGCAAAGAGGAGAAAGAUAAUUACAUCUAAUACUUCUCUAUGCUAAGAUCAUAAUAGAUUAUGAAUUCGACCAUUCAUUUCUGUGAAAUUCCAAUUUUCAAACAAAUUCAAGUUACAAAAUGAUAUAAUGUACGUACAAGAAGGAUUUCUAAAUUCAAUUCGUCCUCCUAUAAA